Cokeromyces recurvatus is the source of this 2189-nucleotide messenger RNA. RefSeq names its product kinase-like domain-containing protein. NCBI's taxonomy places the organism in Eukaryota, Fungi, Mucoromycota, Mucoromycetes, Mucorales, Mucoraceae. Gene Ontology annotation, molecular function: protein serine/threonine kinase activity; ATP binding. Gene Ontology annotation, biological process: intracellular signal transduction; peptidyl-serine phosphorylation. The transcript is spliced from 6 exons. The record is from RefSeq and is a predicted model, not a curated record. The coding region runs from base 149 to 2122 and encodes 657 amino acids.
UGUACAUGUCAAUUUGUGUGUUUGUUUUUUUCAUAUUGAUCAUCCUAUAGAGAUUCCUUCCUUACCUUUUUUUUCUUUUCUCUUUUUCUUUAAAAAGAAAAUAACGAAGAAAUCAAAUUUAACUUUGUAAAUUACUACUUUUUGUUUAAUGGGGAACGUUUGCUGUCAAGAAGGAGUUUUAGAUUUAGAAGGAGAAGUCGAAUUGUCACAUUUUACUUUAUUAAGGUCGGUUGGUAAGGGGGCUUUUGGAAAAGUUCGAAUUGUACAGCAUAAAGGAACAAAACAAUUAUAUGCUCUAAAAUAUAUCAACAAAUUAAAAUGCAUACACAUGAAAACGGUUGAAAAUAUUAUAUCUGAAAGACGCUUAUUAGAACAAAUCAAUCAUAAUCUAAUUGUAAACAUGAGAUAUGCAUUUCAAGAUGACGAAAACUUAUUCAUGGUAUUAGACUUGAUGCUUGGUGGAGAUUUAAGAUUUCAUUUGGAUCGUUUAGGAAGCAUGCCCGAGGAACAUGUCAAAUUUUUUGCUGCUGAAAUUUCACUCAGUUUAAACUAUUUGCAUUCAUUGAAUAUAAUACAUAGAGAUCUUAAGCCAGAUAAUAUUUUACUAAAUGAGCAAGGACAUGCUCAUCUAACCGAUUUUAACAUUGCAGCCAUUGUCAAUAAUUCAAGGCCAUUAACAUCAGUUGCUGGAAGUUUUGCAUAUAUUGCUCCUGAAAUUUUACUAAAAAAAGGGUAUUCUUCAUCAGUAGACUGGUGGUCAAUGGGAGUUGUAAUAUAUGAAUUAUUAUUUGGAAAGCGACCGUUUAGAGGAAAGACAAAUGAAGCCCUCCGACAUGCUAUUCUUUACGAUGAUUUACAAUUUCCUGAAAAUAAUCAGAUAUCAUCUCAUGCAAAGGACUUUAUACGAUCUUUGCUAUCACGUGAUAUUACAAGUCGUAUUGGUGUUGGACAGCAAGGUUUUCAAAGGUUAAAGAUGCAUCCAUGGUUUCACACCAUUCCCUGGGAUAAACUUGAAACAAAGGAAUUUAUGCCGCCUUUUACACCAGAUAGUAAAAGGGCUAACUUUGAUCCAACACAUGAAUUAGAGGAAAUUCUACUAGAAGACCAUCCUCUUAAAGUUAAAAAACGGAGCCAUAAUAAAUGUAGUAGACCUGGAGCGUCCAAUGCUACUUCCUUUAAGAGUCAAGUAGUAACUGAACCAGAUCAAAACCCAGAGAGACAAAUGAUGGAGGACAAAUUUUUAAUUUAUGAUUUUACAAAGCCAUUUGAAAAUAAACGAGUGCUUCUCGACCACAAUUGUCAGCAGGCAAAAAAGAUGAAGACAGCAGUAGAGACAAAGCAAGAAUUAUUUCCAAAUCAUCCAUUUGAAGAUUCGACUAUAAUAAAAACUAUAAGCGAUGGUCCUCAAUCAAUACAGAUUAGCAAGACAAAGGAUGAUAGAUGCUAUUCAUCUACUACAUCCAUAAAAGGUGAAGAUGAAUACGUUUUAAAUAGUAACAGAAUCUCAUCCCUACCACAACCUCUUCCAGCCUUACUACUACUACUACGUCAUAAUACCAAUUUCCAAAAACUAGACGAUCAGCAACAUAUUCAACUUAUUGAUCGUGUAUAUUCUAGUUUUAAAAACUAUAAUCAUAAACUCAUAAAGCAUGAUUAUAAAUAUACACAAAAUGAUUCAACUCUGUUCAUAUCAGGAGAUAAUUGCCGUUUAGAAUUUCCUUUAAAAAUGAAUCAUGAAUCUCUUUUAACAGAUUCAAACGCCCUAUUAGAAUUGAAACACGAAACUAAUGCUCGGCAACACUACUCUUAUUCUGCUUCAGUUAUUUCAACAACAAGUUCAAAUACUUUAAAUGAGCUUUCCCGAACAUCUAUUAUGCAUAAUACCACUACUACUAAUAUUAAUACUACUACUGCUACUAAUACUACUACUACUACUACUAAUACUAAUACUACUACUACUAAUACUACUACUAAUAACUCUAAUACUACAUUAACUUCAUGUCCUGUACGUAUUUCAAGUAUUCCGAGAAUAUCUGAAUUCGAUCCUCCUCCUCUAUCAACAAAUUUACCACCACUACCACCAGUUUCAUCUGAUUUACUCCCCAUUACCACCCUUGCCUAAGGAUUACGUUUAGAAUUUUUUUUUUAAAGAAAAAAAAAGAAAUAGAUAUUUAUUUAAUGAAUAAAAU